UUUAAAGAACAAGUUUUUUAUUAGAGCCUUUAAGGCAGCUACAAUUCAGUGUUCGGCAUCUCAGAGACGGAUGUGGGACACGAGUGUAGGCGCCACUUUGCGCCACAGACGCCCCAGUUCUUGGCGCAUAGGUGCAGCCAAGCAAAGAGCAUGCCGAUUAAAUUAUUCCAAGUCGCGUCACGCUUUUCGUCUUUGACACAGCGCGAAGUCAAAACGCUCUACUCACUCAAACAACGCUGCAUUUAACCUUCAACAAGACUACCUUAAUUCCGCGCGCAUCUGAUAGCUGAGCCAUGAUGGCGGCUAUUGAGAGUUUUGACAACAUCUAUUUGGACUUGUCCAAGGAGAAUGGCAAGUGCAGGUUCGCCGAGAACGGACUGGGCUGGAAGCCUGCGGGCGGCGGCGAUGCCUUCACCCUCGAUCAAAGCAACAUUGCGAACGCACACUGGAGCAGGGCUGCAAAGGGCUACGAGGUGAAAAUCUUGCAGAGAAACUCGGGCAUCACCCAGCUGGACGGGUUCCAGCAAGAGGAUUACGAGCGCCUCAGCAAAAUCUUCAAGAACUGGUACAGCACGAACCUCGAAAACAAGGAGCACUCUUUGCGCGGCUGGAAUUGGGGUAAGACCGAGUUUGGUAAGGCCGAGCUCACCUUCAACGUCCAGAACCGGCCGUCGUUCGAGGUCCCCUAUUCGGAGAUAUCCAACACGAACCUCGCUGGCCGCAAUGAAAUCGCCAUUGAGUUCGCGCUCGCCGAGGGCGACAAGACCAACGGCCACAACGGCGCGGGCAAGGGCAAGGGCAAGAGGGCGCUGGCCGGGAAGGAUCAGCUGGUCGAGAUGCGCUUCUACAUUCCCGGCACUACGACGAGAAAAGAGGCUGAGGGGGGCGAAGCUGGAAGCGAUGCAGACGAGGAAGCAAAGAACGCAGUGACGCUCUUUUACGAUACGCUGAUCGAGAAGGCGGACAUUGGGGAAACGGCUGGCGACACCAUUGCCACCUUCCUGGACGUCCUGCAUCUCACGCCAAGAGGUCGAUUCGACAUCGAUAUGUAUGAUGCAUCAUUCCGGCUCCGCGGCAAGACAUACGACUAUAAGCUUCAGUACGAGCACAUUAAGAAGUUUAUGGUACUUCCCAAACCCGACGAUCUUCACUUCAUGCUCUGCAUCGGACUAGACCCCCCGCUACGCCAAGGCCAGACCCGGUACCCGUUCAUUGUCAUGCAGUUCAAGCAGGACGAAGAGGUUACGCUCGACCUGAACCUCUCUGAAGAGCAGCUCAACGGCAAGUACAAGGACAAGCUGCUGGGCCAUUACGAACAGCCGCUCCACCAGGUCGUCACAUACAUCUUCAAGGGCUUGGCGAACAAGAAGGUCACCACCCCAGCGAAGGACUUUACAACUCACCGCCAGCAGUACGGCAUCAAAUGCUCAAUCAAGGCCAGUGAGGGGUUCCUCUACUGCCUGGAGAAGGCGUUUAUGUUUGUGCCCAAGCCAGCCACCUACAUCUCGUACGAGCAGACUCAAUCGGUCACGUUCUCACGUGUGGGUGGUGCGGUAUCUGCUCUUUCGACGUUCGAUAUUACCGUUCUUUUGAAGAACGGGGCGGGAUCUUCCCAAUUCAGUAACAUUAACCGUGAAGACCUGAAGGCUUUGGAGGACUUUUUCAAGCUGAAGGGGCUACGCGUUAAGAAUGAGAUUGACGAGGACGCCAAUCUCCUGGCCGCAGCUAUGAGAGACGAGGUCAUGGACAGCUCCGAGGAGGAGGUGGUCGGUCCCAAGGCAGACAGGGGCUCGGCCGACGAGGAUGAGGAGAGUGUGGACGAUGACUUCCGCGCCGAGUCAGACAGCGACGUUGCCGAAGAGUAUGACAGCAACCACGAGAGCGAUGGAUCUGGCAGCCAAGAAAGCGACGUCGACAACCAGGUGGAUGACGACGACGACGACGACGACGACGAAGGAGGCAAAGAGGCAAAGGCGCCACCUAAGAAGAAGAAAAAGACUGUUUGAGUAAACGGACCGCUAGCGGGCUAGACAACUUCGCCGGUACAGUGAGACGAGGUAAUAAUUUCUGGCGGUAUGGUAUUCUGGCGUUCCGGGGUGGCAUGGGGGCCCAUGCGUGUAAGGUAUUUAAAUGUCGUCCGUGGCGAGGAAUCGGGGAGUGACAUCCAUAUUUAGCCACUUCCAUGUUGGUAGCUUUGAAGCCCCAAUCCGAAUAGGGCAAACUGCGAUGAUUUUUCCGAAUAAUUACGGACACACUCACGAAAAGGGGGAAACGAUGAUAUCCUAAAUAGCCUUUAUUUUUUUUGCUAAGAAAGGUCUUUUACUGUUCUUGUUUGCUGCACAAUGGCCUCAGUCGACGUUUUUGGAGAGUAAGCUCUUCCUACUCGCUCAUAUCAGGAUGACUCGUAGUCUGCACUC
Messenger RNA from Lasiosphaeria miniovina, 2417 nucleotides. Its product is annotated as POB3-like protein. Gene Ontology annotation, molecular function: histone binding; nucleosome binding; DNA binding. The record is from RefSeq and is a predicted model, not a curated record. Lineage: Eukaryota; Fungi; Ascomycota; Sordariomycetes; Sordariales; Lasiosphaeriaceae. The transcript has 5 exons. The coding region runs from base 294 to 2006 and encodes 570 amino acids. Gene Ontology annotation, cellular component: nucleus; FACT complex.